This is a messenger RNA of Phaeoacremonium minimum UCRPA7, 672 nucleotides long. Its product is annotated as putative nad dependent epimerase dehydratase family protein. Lineage: Eukaryota; Fungi; Ascomycota; Sordariomycetes; Togniniales; Togniniaceae. The coding region runs from base 1 to 672 and encodes 223 amino acids. The transcript is spliced from 2 exons. Gene Ontology annotation, molecular function: dTDP-glucose 4,6-dehydratase activity. The record is from RefSeq and is a predicted model, not a curated record.
AUGCCGACUCCGGAUGUCCUGGUCACAGGUGCAGCUGGUCAUCUAGGCUAUGCGCUAAUGCUGACAUUGCCGUCAUUGGGAUACACACCGCUCGGGAUCGACAUUCUUCCCUGCGGGGCAUCGAGCUUGGUCGGAUCCAUUGAAGACCGAACUUUUAUCACCAAGAUCUUUACCGACCACCCGACAAUCAAACAUGUGGUGCAUACUGCCACGUUGCACAAGCCACACGUCGGCUCUCAUACGAAAGAGGACUUCAUCAAAACAAACAUCACCGGCACACUGAUUCUGCUUGAAGAAGCAGCAAAUCUGGGACAACAGAUUGAAUCAUUCGUCUUCAUAAGCACCACCUCUGCCUUUGGCUCCGCCCUGAGUCCGAAAAGGGGAGAGCCUGCGGCAUGGAUCGAUGAGUCUGUCGUCCCGAAGCCCAAGAACAUCUACGGCGUGACGAAAAUCGCUGCCGAAAACAUGUGCUAUCUCAUCCACCGCCAGACGCAAUUGCCGGUAAUAGUCUUGCGGACUAGCCGAUUCUUUCCUGAGCAGGACGACGAUGAGGAUCGCAGGAAUUCGAUGGGUGACGAGAAUUUGAAGCUUUGCGAGCUUCUCUAUCGAAGAGUCGACAUUGCCGAUGUUGUCAAAUCAUGCUGCGACAAGCCCACUUCCGAGGACAAGUGA